AUGAGUGUGGGAAAGGAUCGUACAUCCUGGCAGGAACUGGAAUGCUAUCUCUUCGGAGAAAUGCUUAUCUGCGUCAAGGAGAAGAAGAACACCCAGCGCCGUUCAUAUGACGAUGAUCAGUCUAAGCCGAAGCCAACCCGGUGCACACUAAAGGGCUCUAUUCUCAUCAAGAAGCACCUCAACAGCAUGGAAGCUGCCGCAGACGAGCCUAUCCUUGCACUGAACCUGUCUGUCAGUGAGCUUCCCUGCUUCUACCUUCGUUUCCCGAACCGCAGUCAGUUAGAGCUCUGGCGCCGUUCCCUCCUCGACCUUCAUCCCAUGGAGAGCACGUCUCCGAACAACGAUUACGACUAUGACAACUCUGGCGCAGAGGAGGAGGAAUACCGGAACAAUCCUAUCAGACGCCAGGCCUCGAUCAACUCGUCUUACGGAGCAGCCCGAUCAAUCAACACGGCUAUUACCGACUACACGAACAUGGGCACCGAGAGCCCAGCGCCAUCUAUCCAUAUACCCCUCGACCUUGUAGUCGUGAUUCCAGUUUCUUCUUCCAUGCAAGGAUUGAAGAUCACGCUCCUUCGGGAUGCGCUCAGGUUCCUCGUACAAAGCCUUGGCCCUCGCGACCGUAUGGGACUGGUGACGUUCGGUUCGAGCAGUGGAGGCGUCCCAAUAGUGGGAAUGACUACAAAGUCCUGGGGUGGAUGGCCCAAGAUCCUUGAGUCCAUCAGACCUGUCGGACAGAAGAGUCUGCGUGCAGAUGUGGUCGAGGGUGCUAACGUGGCUAUGGACUUGCUCAUGCAACGGAAGUCGUCGAAUCCCAUCUCUACCAUCCUUCUAAUUAGUGAUACUUCCACCUCCGAUCCCGAUAGCGUCGAUUUCGUUGUGUCCAGGGCUGAAGCUGCCAAGGUUAAUAUUCAUUCCUUCGGCCUUGGAUUAACCCACAAACCGGACACUAUCAUCGAACUCUCUACUCGGACCAAAGGCUCAUACGUCUAUGUGAAGGACUGGAUGAUGCUUCGGGAGUGUGUCGCUGGUUGUUUGGGUGCACUGCAGACUACCUCCCACCAGAACGUGAAGCUAAAGCUUCGUCUGCCAGAGGGCUCUCCUGCCAAGUUCGUGAAGAUCAGUGGAGCACUGCAUACAACAAAACGGGCUACUGGCCGUGAUGCGGAGGCAGCUCUUGGAGACUUGCGCUUUGGCGACAAGCGUGACGUUCUGGUCCAGCUUGUUAUCCCUCCUGACAACUCCACGCAAGACCUUACGCCUCAAGAUGCCUGGGAGAGCCUGGUGUCAGGACUAGAGGCACUGGGGGGUAUGUCUGAUGGUGAUGAUCAACGCGUGGCAAGCGUUGAGGAGGUUCCUCUGAUCCAGGCAGAUCUGACCUAUGGCGACUUCCUGCGGGAAGGCCAUCUCACUCAUUCUCCGCGACCGUCGCUUUUGGCCAUUACUAUGCUUCCACCUAACCCGAAGGCUAAACCUGGUCGUCCGUCUAGCCCACCCAUCCCUCCUCAUCCAUCCAUCGUUCAACGACGGAUGGAGCUUCUGACGUCCGACAUGCUGACGCGGGCCUUGACCUUGGUGUCCCGUGGGCAGCAUGACCGUGCGCAGCACUUGUUGACCGAGACUCGCAGUAUCCUGAAGGGCCUAGGCAAGGGUGGUCUUCCUCCUCUACCCCCCGGCCCCAGGCCAGCGGGUACCAGCGACUCCGGUAGCCGAGCAGACACUCCUACCUCUUCUUCACCCAAGUCGUCUAUGUUCGACGGCCACUCGUCGGCGGCUUCGGACACGGCGACCAUCACUUCUGUGUCUGCAGUCGAUGGUCAGACCAUGACGGCAUUGGACGCAGACCUGCAGUCGGCGCUGGAAUGGAUCAACCAUCCUGCGGUGUUCUCUAGAGACUCUCGCAAGGCGGUGUUACAAGGCAUCGGCGUGAUCUCCUCGCAAAGGGCCUAUACUUUCCGAUCGCCGUCUGAGGCACACUGGGCCCAGCGUGUGGCCGGUGUGCGACGCCUGACCGAACGAUCCAAGGAAUGGCGCGAGACUGGAGAUGACGCGUUGACUGAAGAGUAA
This is a messenger RNA of Aspergillus niger, 2067 nucleotides long. RefSeq lists its product as uncharacterized. The record is from RefSeq and is a predicted model, not a curated record. Bases 1 to 2067 code for a protein of 688 amino acids. NCBI's taxonomy places the organism in Eukaryota, Fungi, Ascomycota, Eurotiomycetes, Eurotiales, Aspergillaceae. The transcript has 2 exons.